Messenger RNA from Ipomoea triloba (trilobed morning glory), 1876 nucleotides. Its product is annotated as haloacid dehalogenase-like hydrolase domain-containing protein 3. The transcript has 4 exons. The record is from RefSeq and is a predicted model, not a curated record. The coding region runs from base 974 to 1735 and encodes 253 amino acids. Lineage: Eukaryota; Viridiplantae; Streptophyta; Magnoliopsida; Solanales; Convolvulaceae.
UUCAAAUCCAUUCUGCGCAUGUCAAUUUUUCAUUUUUUAAUUUCAAAAUUGGAUCUUUUGCUGUCUUGAUUGCUUGCUUGUUUGUUUGUUUUCUCUUGGAUCAUGCUGAGAUUUAAGCAUAUAGUGACUCCACUUUUAUGUAAAUUAAUCUGCAUUUCUGUUGUUCUUUUUAUAGUUUUUGAAGUUUUAUGAUUUCUGCUUAGAUAGAAUGGUUACUUAAAACUAUCUUUAGAUUUCACCUGAAAAAAGUUAUUGAAAUUUCUGUUGAUUUGAGAUGUACUAUAACUUUUUGAGAUUUUGUUUUGAGGAAUAGAAAGAUUUAUACUCUUGAUGUUAAGAAUUUUUUUUUUUAAAUUUAUUUUCCCUCUUGUAUAUUAUGUUCUGGAGUUGGGCAUUGGCAUUCUUAUUAUAUGUUCAUCCUUACACACGAACAAUUUAGACUUGUUUUCUCUGUUGUAAUGCUAAAGGAUAUAAUAAUUUAUAUCUAUAUGAUGCUUUACUUUCCUCCUUCCUCAGUUCUUCUCAAGUUACUGCAUCUUGUUUAGUGUUCAUGUCUCAUCCAGUGGAAAAUGAAAUUAUUGGAUGCUUUUAAUGAGUGAAUUAGAAUACACAUUACCCAGAAGUUAUGGAGUAUUUGAUUAGGAAGAUUUGGAAGCUUAUUGAUAGUCAUUCAGGUUGUCUUGUUUGGUUUUCACUAAUGUGUCUUGAUCCUUGGAAGUAUGACUGAAUGUUAUCAGAUAAGCUUAAAGAACAGGAUAGCAGUAUAUCCUCAAAUUGCAAAAUUCCAUCCUUAUUUUUGGGUGAUGAUGGAAACCCGCAGCCACCUCUGCCUUGUGCCCUAGCUGGCAAAGGACCACAAGGAGAGCUGUUGGAGUGCUGAUAAAGCCGAUAUCCUCACUCUAACACAAGAUCGAGUCUCAAAUAUAGUUCAGAAUUUGGGCGCCAGAAACUUGAGAGUUCCAACAUCUUUACCAUGUCUAUGCUGAAAAGGUUACGUUGUGUCACACUCGAUGUUACUGGUACACUGAUCGCUUACAAAGGAGAGCUAGGUGACUACUAUUGCAUGGCAGCCAAAGCCGUGGGACUUCCAUGCCCCGACUAUAAAAGAGUACAUGAGGGCUUUAAACUCGCUUAUACAGAUAUGGCAAGAAAACAUCCAUGCUUUGGGUUUGCAGAAAAGAUCCCGAACAUUAUCUGGUGGAAGACUUGUGUGCGAGAUUCAUUUGUGAAGGCUGGAUAUGAUUAUGACGAGGAGACUUUUGAAAAGAUCUUUAGACGCAUAUAUGCAACGUUUGGUUCCUCUGCACCGUACACUAUUUUCCCAGACGCCCAACCAUUCCUAAGGUGGCUUCGUUCUACAGGGGUUACAGUCGGGCUUGUCAGCAACGCUGAGUAUCGGUAUCAGGACGUAAUCCUUCCAGCGCUCGGUUUGAAUCAGGGAUCCGAGUGGGAUUUUGGCGUAUUCUCUGGGCUAGAAGGCGUAGAAAAGCCAGACCCGAAGAUAUAUCGGAUUGCGUUGGAGAGAGCUGGAAACGUUGCUGCAGAAGAAGUUCUGCACAUAGGGGACAGCAUGCGAAAAGAUUUCGUACCGGCUAGGAGUGUGGGGAUGCAUGCAAUAUUGCUUGACAGGUUCAAGACAGCUGAUGCUGAAAAUUGGAGGAAAUCUGGAGCCACUGUGCUGCCUGAUCUGGUAGCAGCAAAAGAGUGGCUUACUUCUGAACAAUUGCAUUCCUGAGUAAUUUGUGCUCUUAAAUUAGUGUUCUAAUUUAUAUCUGGUUUUAUGCUGUAUUUGCACUGAGAAAAGAAAAUGAAUAGACAGACAUUUGUUAAUGAAUUUGGUUCAAGUACACAUAACAGCAGCUUUGUUGUGCACCAA